GAAUCCGCCCCUAAAGGAACCCCCUAAAAAAAAAAGAGUUGAACUCUCGAGCAAGACACAAAUUAUUGGUUUUCUGAGGAGUUUUUCUUUUUCCUUGUUGGAAGCUUGUGUCGCACUUUCGCAAUGACCGCUGCGUCUUCUUCCCGCUCCGCAGCAGCGGUGUGGCUGCGUUUUGCGCUUGUGGCGCUGCUUGUCUGCCUCGCCGCCGCCGUCGUCACCUCGGCUUCAGAGGAGACCGUCACUUACUUUGGCCAGCUGCGGCUGCCCGAGGCCUACCUGCGCCACCCGGAUAGCCAAAACCCCCUCAACAACAUCCAGCAAGGUAGCGUGCUGCUGACGAACGGGCACGGCACGAUUAUGGUGCCCACCGCCCGCGACGGCUCCUUCAUCGCCUACAAGCUGCCUUACGGCACCUACCUCAUGCAGGCCGACUACCACGACUUCGAGUUUCCAACGAUGCGCGUGGACGUGAUGUACCGCGAGACCAGCUCCGGCGCGCACGAGCCGCUGAUCCGCACCUCCACGAACGACUUCCCAGUGAAGCAGGUGGAAGGGACAGGGUUGGAAGAGGAGAGCCCUGCGCUGAUUCCAGUCUCUGGCAUGCAUCAAUACUACGUGCCGCGUCAGGAGAUGCGCCUGACGGACCUCGUCAAGAAUCCAAUGAUAAUGAUGCUGCUCAUCUCGUGUGGUUUGAUGGGGCUCAUGAAGUUGUUCCCGGAGGAGGAGGUGAAGGAGUCGCAGAAGAUGUCGCGGGAGUGGCAAAAGAAACUCGCGGCGAAGGUGGCCGCUGCAGCAGAGAAGCCUGGCGCUGCUAAGAAGUGA
Leptomonas pyrrhocoris is the source of this 822-nucleotide messenger RNA. RefSeq lists its product as hypothetical. Gene Ontology annotation, cellular component: EMC complex. NCBI's taxonomy places the organism in Eukaryota, Euglenozoa, Kinetoplastea, Trypanosomatida, Trypanosomatidae. The record is from RefSeq and is a predicted model, not a curated record. The coding region runs from base 124 to 822 and encodes 232 amino acids. The transcript has a single exon.